AGGAGGAGGAUUCAGAAUACUAUCAUCAUCUCAUUUAAGUGAUCUUUAACACUUGAACACGCUUUCACUCGUAUACUUCUUCACCCGAGAACCAGCUGAGACUGAGAGAGACUUUGGGUGUUGGGUUUCUGUUUUCUGUAUUUUUGGUUGGUUGUUUGUCUUUAAUUGAGGUGAGGUAUUGCAGACAAGAGAGUGAAGAGUUUGCAGAAAUCAGAGUUUCAGGUUCCAAUGGCGGCGUUGCAGAGCUGUAAUUCUUGUGUGUCUUUAAUGCUUACAGCAGAACAGUAGAGAGGAAUUCAAUUACGAGCUGAAAGUAGAAAGAUCUCAGUACAAACAGAGAGAGAAAGAGUGUUUUCCAUUUGCUUUUCUCUCUAUUCAUCAACACAUCACAAACAGCAAAGAUCAGAACUCAACAAAAAACCAAAAGAAGAGAAUAAUCAUCAAAGAAAAAAAGAAAAUCUUAUCUACUGAAAAAUUUAUAAAAGCAAAACAAGAGGUAGCAUCAUAUUAUCAUUUUCUUGAUGACUACAACUAGAAAUGAUGAUGAUGAUUAUUAUGUGAAAGAAAGAAGGCCAAAUUACUGAGCUUCAUCUCUCUAUGCUAAUGGAUUUUCUGUCUCAAUUAAUAACAAGGUAUAAUAAUAAUUCAACUAAUUGCUGCAAUCAAUGGCGGGGUUCUCACUAGGUGGGGGAAACAAUCAAAAUCCAUCUCACGAAAUUCAUCCUGACGCCCUUUUUUUGUACAGAAACGAAGAAAUCUCAUCAUCCUACAACAACAAUAACAACAACAACAGCGGCAACAAAGGUUUUGAGUUAUGGCAGAGUCAUCAUCAUCAUCAACAACUCCAAAGACAUUAUCAAUUGCAACAACAACAGAAUGCUUACUCUUCAUCGGCUAAUUUAGAAGUAGGUCCAAGUAGGAGUACUAACGCUUCAGAUGAAUCUUCCUCAAGAGCUUUAACUAUGAUGAUGAGACAAAGUAGUGUUGGAGAUCAAGGCGGAACUAAAAGUUGUCAAGAUUGUGGUAAUCAAGCUAAGAAAGAUUGUGUUCAUAUGAGAUGUAGAACUUGCUGUAAAAGUAGAGGCUUUCCAUGCCAAACUCAUGUUAAGAGUACUUGGGUGCCUGCUUCAAGAAGGAGAGAAAGACAACAACAACUCCAAGCUCUUCAGGAACAACAGCAACAACAACUCAGAGGAGAUCAUCAUUCUAGAGCAAGAGAAAGAGAGAAUCCUAAAAGACUGAGAGAGAAUCCCAAUUCUUCUACUCUUGUUGCUCAUCGAAUACCCACUCAUCAUACAUCAGGGUUAGAAGUGGGAAACUUUCCAGCAGAAUUAAAUUCCUCAGCCGUAUUUCGAUGCGUAAGGGUUAGUGGAAUUGAAGAAACAGAUGAACAAUACGCAUAUCAAACAGCUGUGAACAUUGGAGGUCAUUUAUUCAAGGGCAUUCUUUAUGAUCAAGGUCCGGAUAGCCAUUACGUUCAUGGCGAAAGUUCAUCAGGUGGUGCUGGUGGUAGUGGAGCAACGUAUCAACAACGUAAUCUCAUAACUGAUUCUACAACUACCGCCAAUACCACAACUGUCACUGUUGCCGCAAGUGCUUCACUCCUUGAUUCUUCUUUGUACCCAACUCCCCUCAAUGCAUUCAUGGCGGGUACGCACUUCUUCCCUCCGCCAAGAUCCUAAUUAAAAAAAGUCUCCGUAUGUCAAUCCACAAUUCCAUCGUCUUUUGGUCAUGAGCCCUUAUUAACCAAAACCAACAAAAACUUACUCGUGAACGUUAUCAAUAACCCGGUCAUGAUAAUCGUCACCAUCACUACUAUCUUUCUGUAGCUAUCUAUGUAUCCGCAUUGUUAUUGCCGGUAGUAAUUCUGAAUUCUGUAGUAGUUUUUUUUUUUUUUUUGUUAUUAUUGUUGUUAUAUCAGUAGGAGCUACUUAAUUAAUUACUACUAUCAUUGAACUAUAUAAGCAGCAGCUAGUUUUAGAUGAGAAAGAAAGAACAAUUAAGAGAUAACGAGAAAAUGACAGAAUGUU
This is a messenger RNA of Papaver somniferum (opium poppy), 2030 nucleotides long. RefSeq names its product protein SHI RELATED SEQUENCE 1-like. The record is from RefSeq and is a predicted model, not a curated record. Gene Ontology annotation, cellular component: nucleus. Bases 666 to 1682 code for a protein of 338 amino acids. Gene Ontology annotation, molecular function: DNA-binding transcription factor activity; DNA binding. The transcript has 2 exons. Gene Ontology annotation, biological process: positive regulation of DNA-templated transcription. Lineage: Eukaryota; Viridiplantae; Streptophyta; Magnoliopsida; Ranunculales; Papaveraceae.